CUGCCCCCUGUUCCGUGCAGACUCCGGGAUCUCUGUCACCUCACAGAAGUCGUUGCCCGUCGCGGGUGUAGGGCGCGAGCAGCGCAGGGCCGCCUCUCCCCCGCCCUCAGGCCGGGCCCGGGCUCGGGCCCCCGCUCCCUCCUCUCCCCACCCCAGUCGGGUACCGGAAGGUCCAAGCCGCUCCCGGGCGCCCGCGGGCCGUCGUGGCCGCCGCCACGGGUCCUGAUGGAGCCGCCGAAUCUCUAUCCGGUGAAGCUCUACGUGUACGACUUGUCCAAAGGCCUGGCCCGGCGGCUCAGCCCCAUCAUGCUGGGGAAACAACUGGAAGGCAUCUGGCACACCUCCAUAGUUGUACACAAGGAUGAGUUCUUCUUCGGCAGCGGUGGUAUCUCCAGCUGUCCCCCGGGAGGGACAUUGCUUGGACCCCCAGACACUGUGGUUGAUGUGGGGAACACAGAAGUCACAGAAGAGAUCUUUCUGGAAUAUCUUUCCUCCCUGGGGGAGUCUCUGUUCCGAGGAGAAGCCUACAACCUCUUUGAGCACAACUGUAACACCUUUAGCAAUGAAGUGGCACAGUUCCUGACUGGGCGGAAGAUCCCGUCCUACAUCACCGACCUGCCCUCUGAAGUCCUCUCCACGCCCUUUGGACAAGCACUUCGGCCCUUCCUGGACUCCAUCCAGAUCCAGCCUCCAGGAGGGAACUCUGUGGGCAGACCCAAUGGCCAAAGCUAACAGGACUGCACGGGACCGCCCGCCUUUCCAGGGCUUUUCCUUUUUAAACAAAACAAACCCUACCAGAUUUCUAUUUUAUAAUUUUACAUCAGAGCUAAUGGGGACGGCUUUUACAUUUCCCAGGGAAGGAGCUCAUCAGGCUGCACGUAGGACCAUGCUCCUGAGAAACAGAACAAUGCCGUCCCUUCUAAUAGUAUUAUACUAAUUUAUUAAGGCUGUCUUGUCUGUGAGUUCACUUUUGACGCUGUUGCCUAAGCGUCCUCUACCCUGGAGAAAGAGGGCGCUUGUUUCAACAGAAAGCAAGAGUCACAAUCUAAGAGAAUCCCAUGCCAGACCUUCUUCCCAGACAGUACCCACAUCCCACCCUGUGGCCACACCUGUGGGGCCCGGCUGAGUUUUAUACUGUCCGUUACCCUGGAGCAGUCACCCUCUGCCAGUCAGUGAACCAAAGGACUUGGUGUACAGGAGGCCAGCUGUAAGCUACCUGAAUCAACCUCAGUGAAUUCUUUACCCACAAGUUGACCCCCUCCUCCCCAAACAAGGGCACAGGUCACAGCUGGAUUAGCCAGAACCUCAGGAUGGUGGCAGCGGAGAUCAGAGAAAACAGGAUAAAGCCAUUCCUCCUAGACUGAGGGCCAGCCGUCUGCCUGUCCCUGAGCUGCUUUCUCAGCAGAGCUUGGCCUGUCACCUUUAAUGAAGGUCUAGGCUGUAGUGGCUGGGACUCAGGCCUUCUAUCUGCAAAUAAUGACAUCAGUUAUUUAGCCAGCCACCCAAACCAGUAUGAAUUUGUCAGCUGGGUACUGAGGGGACACGGUUGUUCAUGUCUCUGAUGUAGAAAGAAUACCAAAAUAAUCCAGAUUCAUGGUGGCAAAAACAUUUAGAGUGGUCUCCAUUAGGGACUCUCACAUUAUCCUCAGUGUGUCCUGAACACACACUCUCCAUUGUCGUACUGACCUUAGCCAUGUGGUUGGGCUGUGAGUGGGCAUUUUCCUAAUGUGCUGCUAGGAUUUCAUAGGCAGGCAACCCAGAUGUCAUUGACCUAGACUCUAGACACUAGAGGGAGACUUAAGGUUCCCUUUCAUGGGGUCAGCCUCCUACUAGCUAAUUUGGGGGACUAGAUAUGGAGAAGGGGACUCAGAGCAAGCACCUGAGGCUCAGCUCCACAUCUGUAGGAGCCCCUGCCAUGGCUUUCUGCCACUUCUGAGACUUGAGCCCAGUUGCUCCUUCUGGGGCAGGCCUUUCCUCCCUGCAAAGCUCCCGUUGGCCCAUAUCCUGCAGUCUUAUAGCCAUAGCAGGAGGCAUCAUUGGGGUCUCUGCCUUAGUGUUGACCAGUUACCUGACCACUGUCAAGUCCUGCUGGGAUGUCAAGUGACAGUUUGGGACAUGAAGGUUGGAGUCAA
This is a messenger RNA of Acomys russatus (golden spiny mouse), 2132 nucleotides long. RefSeq names its product desumoylating isopeptidase 1 (gene Desi1). Gene Ontology annotation, biological process: protein modification by small protein removal. The record is from RefSeq and is a predicted model, not a curated record. The transcript has 6 exons. NCBI's taxonomy places the organism in Eukaryota, Metazoa, Chordata, Mammalia, Rodentia, Muridae. Gene Ontology annotation, molecular function: peptidase activity. The coding region runs from base 226 to 732 and encodes 168 amino acids.